Molecule: messenger RNA, 2986 nt
Organism: Hibiscus syriacus
Lineage: Eukaryota; Viridiplantae; Streptophyta; Magnoliopsida; Malvales; Malvaceae
Product: villin-4-like
Exons: 22
Coding region: 68-2953 (961 amino acids)
Biological process (GO): cytoskeleton organization; actin filament severing
Molecular function (GO): actin filament binding
Source: RefSeq, a predicted model, not a curated record
GAUAUAAUAUUUUUGGCCUCCAGCUUAAGACUUAGAAGGACAAAAUCAUUAUGUUUAAAGCUUCACAAUGAGUCUAGCGGUUUCCAUGAGAAAUGUAGACCCAGCUUUCCAAGGAGCUGGGCAGAAAGCUGGGCUUGAAAUCUGGUGCAUUGAAAAAUCAUGCCCUGUUUCCCUUCCAACAUCAUCAUAUGGAAAGUUUUUCACUGGUGACUCCUAUAUUAUUUUGAAGACAUUUGCCUCGAAAACCGGCGUUUUACGUCAUGAAAUCCACUACUGGCUUGGUAAAGAUACAUCCCAGGAUGAAGCAGGUGCUGCUGCAGUCAAAACUAUUGAACUUGAUGCUGCUCUUGGGGGGCGUGCACUUCAAUAUCGUGAAGUGCAGGGGAAUGAGUCCGAUAAGUUUCUUUCUCUUUUCAAGCCAUGUAUCAUGCCCCAGGAAGGUGGAAUUGCAACUGGAUUCAAACAUGUUGAGGAAAGUGAAUAUAAGACACGUUUGCUUGUUUGCAAAGGGAAACAUAUUGUCCGUAUAAACGAGGUUCCUUUUGCUCGAUCCACACUCAACCAUGAUAACAUCUUUAUACUGGAUACCAAGCCCAAAAUCUUUCAAUUUAAUGGUUCCAAUACGUCCAUUCAAGAGAGAGCAAAAGCACUAGGAGUUGCCCAAUACAUUAGAGAUAAUUACCAUGAUGGGAAAUGCGAAAUAGCUUCCAUUGAGGAUGGAAAGUUGAUGGCUGAUGCUGCCAGUGGAGAAUUUUGGGCAUUAUUUGGUGGCUAUGCUCCACUUCUUAGGAAGAGUGCUCGUGAUGAAGACACGACUACCGAUUCUCUUCCAACCAAAAAGCUACUAAGUGUCGAGAAGGGGAAGGCAGAGCCUGUUGAGGCUGAUUUCCUAAAAAGAGAAUUGUUAGCCACAGAUAAAUGCUAUAUUUUGGAUUGUGGGCUAGAAGUCUAUGUAUGGAUGGGAAGAAGUACUUCUCUAGAUGAAAGAAAGACUGCAAGUAAAGCAGCUGAGGAGUUGAUCCAAGGUUCCAAUCGAUCGAAAUCCCACUUAAUUCGUGUAAUUGAGGGCUUUGAGACUGUUAUAUUUCGGUCAAAGUUCGACUCCUGGCCCCAGACCACUAAUGCUACUGUUACCGAGGAUGGUAGAGGCAAAGUUGCUGCUCUUUUACAACGCCAGGGGUUGAAUGUCAAGGGUCUUCUAAAAGUUGAUCCUGUGAAAGAAGAACCCGAAGAACAUAUUGAUUGCACCGGACAGUUGCAGGUUUGGCGUGUGAAUGGCGAGGACAAAGUUCUCCUUUCAGCUGAAAAUCAGUCAAAAUUUUACAGCGGGGACUGUUAUAUUUUUCAAUAUUCUUAUUCUGGAGACGACAAAGAAGAGCAUCUUAUAGGAACAUGGUUCGGGAAGCAGAGCAUUGAGAAAGAAAGAGCUUCUGCCAUUUCUAUGGCAAACAAAAUGGUUGAAUCGAUGAAGUUCAUGGUUGCCCAAGCUUGUAUCCAUGAAGGAAGUGAAUCCCUCCUAUUCUUUUUGAUCUUCCAGAGCUUUAUCAUGUUCAAGGGUGGUCUUAGUGAUGGAUACAAGAAUCACAUUGCCGAGAAGGGAAUCCCGGAUGAUACAUACACAGAAGAUGGUCUUGCACUGUUUCGAGUUCAGGGUUCAGGACCUGAGAAUAUGCAGGCUAUACAAGUUGAAGCAGUCGCAUCGUCCUUGAACUCCUCCUACUGUUACAUACUACAUAGUGGUACCACUGUCUUCACAUGGAAUGGAAGCAUGACUUCCCCAGAUGACCAGGACCUUGUUGAGAGACAACUAGAUCUAAUAAAGCCUGAGUUACAAACCAGGCCACAAAAGGAAGGAGCAGAGUUCGACCAGUUCUGGGAAUUGCUUGGAGGAAAAGCCGAACACCCAAGCGAAAAGAUCUCAAGAGUACCUGAAGGUGAUCCUCAUUUAUUCUCAUGCACAUUCUCAAAAGGAACUCUGAAGGUGACAGAAAUAUAUAACUUCACACAGGAUGAUUUGAUGACUGAAGAUAUAUUCAUCCUAGAUUGUCACUCAAAUAUCUUUGUUUGGGUGGGACAACAAGUUGAUACCAAGAAUAAAUCACAGGCCUUAACAAUCGGGAAGAAAUUUAUUGAGCACGAUUUUCUAUUCGAAAAACUAUCUCGUGAAACUCCGAUAUACGUAGUCAUGGAAGGGAGUGAGCCGCCCUUCUUCACACGUUUUUUUACAUGGGACGCUGCCAAGUCCAAUAUGCAUGGAAACUCGUUUCAAAGGAAACUAGAUAUAAUGAAACAUGGGGGAACACCGGUAGAUAAACCCAAGCGGAGAGUAACCGCAUUCGGAGGAAGGUCAUCUAGCACGCCAGAAAAACCGCAGCGUUCGAGAAGUGUGUCCUUCAGCCCCGACCGACCUCGUGUGAGGGGCAGGUCUCCUGCCUUCAAUAAACUUGCAGCUAAUUUCGAGAAUCCUAAAGAUAGGAACUUUUCUACUCCGCCCCCAAUGGUUUCAAAACUCUAUACCAAAUCCGGAACACAGGAGGUAGGGACAAAGUCCGCAGCUAUAGCAGCUCUUACUCAAACUUUCGAUCGUGCCAAAAUUCGAGAGUCUCUCAUGCCUAGAACCGUGAAAGCGAGCCCGGCAGCAUCGAAAGCAACAGCAGAGACUAACACAAAGGAGAGUUCCAGGAGCAGCAGACUAGAAUCCCUCUCUAUACAAGAAGGUAUAAAAGAGGGUGAGAACGAAGACGAUGGAGACGAGGAAGGUGUUCCGAUAUACCCUUACGAGCGUCUUAAAACAACAUCAGAAGAUCCCGUCACUGAAAUAGAUGUGACCAAGCGAGAGACUUACCUGUCAUCUGCGGAGUUCAAGGAGAAGUUGGGGAUGAAAAGGGCAGAAUUCUAUAAGUUGCCAAAGUGGAAACAGAACAAGCUCAAAAUGGGAGUUCAACUGUUCUAACUCUCCUUGCUGCAGGUGGAAGAAGACUUGCUU